AUGUGGCCCUUGCCGAGCCCGGGAGGGACUCGGCCCCAGCACAGCCAGGUGGGCAGCGGGGAAGCCCUGCCCCCGCACAGGUGGCCUCACGUGGACCGCCCUUUCCAGUGGGUCCUGGCCUUCGAGAUCUUCAUCCCGCUGGUUCUCUUCUUCAUCCUCCUGGGGCUGCGGCAAAAGAAACCCACCAUUUCAGUGAAGGAAGUCUCCUUCUACACAGCGGCACCCCUGACGUCUGCCGGCAUCCUGCCCGUCAUGCAGUCGCUGUGUCCUGAUGGCCAGCGGGACGAGUUUGGAUUCCUGCAGUAUGCCAACUCCACGGUCACCCAGCUGCUGGAACGCCUCAACCGUGUGGUAGAAGAGGGCAACUUGUUUGACCCAGCACGGCCCAACCUGGGCUUGGAGCUGGAGGCCCUGCGCCAGCACCUGGAGGCCCUCAGCUCGGACCCAGGCACCUGGGGGAGCCCUCCGGACCGAUCUGCAGUGGCCUCCUUCUCUCUGGACUCGGUGGCCAGAGACCCACGGGAGCUCGGACGUUUCCUCAUGCAGAAUCUGUCGCUGCCUAACGGCACGGCCCAGGCCCUCCUGGCCGCCCGCGUGGACCCUUCUGAGGUCUACCGUCUGCUCUUCGGCCCUUUACCCGUACUGGACGGGGAGUCCUAUUUCCUCAGGGGCCGGGAGCCCUGGAGCCACCCGGGCAGCGAACCCUUGUUCCGGAUGGAGGAGCUGCUGCUGGCUCCUGCCCGUUUGGAGCGGCUCACUUGUGCCCUGGGCUCUGGGGGGCUGGACCGGAUCCUUGCUAUGCCAGAGGGGCGGCAGACGGCCCUGCAGGGCUAUCGAGACGUGGUCUGCAGCGGGCAGGCCGGCACCCGUGCCCAGCGCUUCACAGAGCUGGCUGCAGUGCUCCGGAACCAGCUGGACGUGGCCAAGAUUGCUCAGCAGCUGGGCUUGGAUGCCCCCAACAGCUCAGACUCCCAGCCGCGGGCACCAUCCCCACGGGGCCUGCAGGCUCUCCUGGGGGACCUGCUGGACGCACAGAAGGUUCUGCAGGAUGUGGACGUCCUGUCCGCCCUGGCUCUGCUGCUGCCCCAGGGCGCCUGCACUGGCCGCACCCCGGCGCCUCCCGCGAGCAGCCGCGGUGGGGUGGCCAACGGCACUGGGCCGGGGCCUGGCACCGGCUCCAACAUCACUGCCGAGGACAGCACCCAGGCCGCGGCAGCCCCCGUCACCCCGGAUACGCUUCAAGGCCAGUGCUCGGCCUUCGUGCAGCUCUGGGCUGGCCUGCAGCCCAUCUUAUGUGGCAACAACCGGGGCCUUACACAUGCGCUCUCCGCUUCUGUCUCCCUCCCCAUUCUCGACCGCUCUCCCUGCCCAGCCUUCUACACAGCGGCACCCCUGACGUCUGCCGGCAUCCUGCCCGUCAUGCAGUCGCUGUGUCCUGAUGGCCAGCGGGACGAGUUUGGAUUCCUGCAGUAUGCCAACUCCACGGUCACCCAGCUGCUGGAACGCCUCAACCGUGUGGUAGAAGAGGGCAACUUGUUUGACCCAGCACGGCCCAACCUGGGCUUGGAGCUGGAGGCCCUGCGCCAGCACCUGGAGGCCCUCAGCUCGGACCCAGGCACCUGGGGGAGCCCUCCGGACCGAUCUGCAGUGGCCUCCUUCUCUCUGGACUCGGUGGCCAGAGACCCACGGGAGCUCGGACGUUUCCUCAUGCAGAAUCUGUCGCUGCCUAACGGCACGGCCCAGGCCCUCCUGGCCGCCCGCGUGGACCCUUCUGAGGUCUACCGUCUGCUCUUCGGCCCUUUACCCGUACUGGACGGGGAGUCCUAUUUCCUCAGGGGCCGGGAGCCCUGGAGCCACCCGGGCAGCGAACCCUUGUUCCGGAUGGAGGAGCUGCUGCUGGCUCCUGCCCGUUUGGAGCGGCUCACUUGUGCCCUGGGCUCUGGGGGGCUGGACCGGAUCCUUGCUAUGCCAGAGGGGCGGCAGACGGCCCUGCAGGGCUAUCGAGACGUGGUCUGCAGCGGGCAGGCCGGCACCCGUGCCCAGCGCUUCACAGAGCUGGCUGCAGUGCUCCGGAACCAGCUGGACGUGGCCAAGAUUGCUCAGCAGCUGGGCUUGGAUGCCCCCAACAGCUCAGACUCCCAGCCGCGGGCACCAUCCCCACGGGGCCUGCAGGCUCUCCUGGGGGACCUGCUGGACGCACAGAAGGUUCUGCAGGAUGUGGACGUCCUGUCCGCCCUGGCUCUGCUGCUGCCCCAGGGCGCCUGCACUGGCCGCACCCCGGCGCCUCCCGCGAGCAGCCGCGGUGGGGUGGCCAACGGCACUGGGCCGGGGCCUGGCACCGGCUCCAACAUCACUGCCGAGGACAGCACCCAGGCCGCGGCAGCCCCCGUCACCCCGGAUACGCUUCAAGGCCAGUGCUCGGCCUUCGUGCAGCUCUGGGCUGGCCUGCAGCCCAUCUUAUGUGGCAACAACCGCACCAUUGAGCCAGAGGCACUGCGGAGGGGCAACAUGAGCUCCCUGGGCUUCACGAGCAAGGAGCAGCGGAACCUGGGCCUGCUCGUGCACCUCAUGACCAGCAACCCCAAAAUCCUCUACGCGCCAGCUGGCUCCGAGGCUGACCGCGUCAUCCUCAAGGCCAACGAGACUUUUGCCUUUGUGGGCAAUGUGACCCACUAUGCCCAGGUCUGGCUCAACAUCUCUGCGGAGAUCCGCAGCUUCCUGGAGCAGGGCAGGCUGCAGCAGCACCUGCACUGGCUACAGCAGUAUGUGACAGAGCUGCAGCUGCACCCAGAAGCCCUGAACCUGUCACUGGAUGAGCUGCCGCCUGCCCUGCGCCAGGGCAACUUCUCUCUGCCCAACGGCACAGCCCUCCUGCAGCAGCUGGACACGAUUGACAAUGCAGCCUGCGGCUGGGUCCAGUUCAUGUCCAAGGUGAGUGUGGACAUCUUCAAGGGCUUUCCUGACGAGGAGAGCAUUGUCAACUAUACACUCAACCAGGCCUACCAGGACAACGUCACCGUGUUUGCCAGUGUGAUCUUCCAGACACGGAAAGAUGGCUCCCUUCCCCCCCAUGUGCACUACAAGAUCCGGCAGAACUCCAGCUUCACAGAGAAGACCAACGAGAUCCGCCGGGCCUACUGGCGGCCGGGGCCCAACACGGGUGGCCGCUUCUACUUCCUCUAUGGCUUUGUCUGGAUCCAGGACAUGAUGGAGCGCGCCAUCAUCAACACUUUCGUGGGGCAUGACGUGGUGGAGCCGGGCAACUACGUGCAGAUGUUCCCAUACCCCUGCUACACCCGGGAUGACUUCCUGUUUGUCAUUGAGCACAUGAUGCCGCUGUGCAUGGUGAUCUCCUGGGUCUACUCAGUGGCCAUGACCAUCCAGCACAUUGUGGCAGAGAAGGAGCACCGGCUCAAGGAGGUGAUGAAGACAAUGGGUCUCAACAACGCGGUGCACUGGGUGGCCUGGUUCAUCACGGGCUUCGUGCAGCUGUCCAUCUCCGUGACGGCGCUCACUGCCAUCCUCAAGUACGGCCAGGUGCUCAUGCACAGCCAUGUGGCCAUCAUCUGGCUCUUCCUGGCUGUCUACGCCGUGGCCACCAUCAUGUUCUGCUUCCUGGUGUCUGUGCUGUAUUCUAAGGCCAAGCUGGCCUCAGCCUGUGGCGGCAUCAUCUACUUCCUGAGCUACGUGCCCUACAUGUAUGUGGCAAUCCGUGAGGAGGUGGCACACGAUAAGAUCACUGCCUUCGAGAAGUGCAUUGCGUCCUUGAUGUCCACAACAGCCUUUGGCCUGGGCUCCAAAUACUUUGCGCUGUACGAGGUGGCUGGUGUGGGCAUCCAGUGGCACACAUUCAGCCAGUCCCCGGUGGAAGGGGAUGACUUCAACCUCCUGCUGGCAGUCACCAUGCUGAUGGUGGAUGCUGUUGUCUACGGCGUGCUCACGUGGUACAUCGAGGCUGUGCACCCAGGCAUGUACGGGCUGCCCCGGCCCUGGUACUUCCCGCUGCAGAAGUCCUACUGGCUGGGCAGUGGACGCACGGAGACGUGGGAGUGGAGCUGGCCCUGGGUGCGGGCGCCCCGCCUCAGCGUCAUGGAGGAGGACCAGGCCUGCGCCAUGGAGAGCAGGCGCUUUGAGGAGAUGCGUGGCAUGGAGGAGGAGCCCACACACCUGCCGCUGGUGGUCUGCGUGGACAGGCUCACCAAGGUGUACAAGAAUGACAAGAAGCUGGCCCUGAACAAGCUGAGCCUCAACCUCUACGAGAACCAGGUGGUCUCGUUCCUGGGCCACAAUGGGGCGGGCAAGACCACCACCAUGUCCAUCUUGACCGGCCUGUUCCCACCCACAUCGGGGUCAGCCACCAUCUACGGACAUGACAUCCGCACGGAGAUGGAUGCCAUCCGCAAAAACUUGGGCAUGUGCCCACAACACAAUGUGCUGUUUGACCGCCUCACGGUGGAAGAGCACCUCUGGUUCUACUCCCGGCUGAAGAGCAUGGCACAGGAGGAGGUCCACAAGGAGAUGGACAAGAUGAUCGAGGACCUGGAGCUCUCCAACAAGCGGCACUCGCUGGUGCAGACGCUGUCUGGUGGGAUGAAGCGCAAGCUCUCGGUGGCCAUUGCCUUCGUGGGGGGUUCCCGUGCCAUCAUCCUGGAUGAGCCCACUGCGGGUGUCGACCCCUAUGCGCGCCGGGCCAUCUGGGACCUCAUCCUGAAAUACAAGCCCGGCCGCACCAUCCUCCUGUCCACGCACCACAUGGAUGAGGCCGAGCUGCUGGGGGACCGCAUCGCCAUCGUCUCCCACGGCAAGCUCAGGUGCUGCGGCUCCCCGCUCUUCCUCAAGGGCGCCUAUGGCGACGGUUACCGCCUCACUCUGGUCAAGCGUCCCGCUGAGCCUGGCGCUCCCCAAGAGCCAGGGCUGGCCUCCAGCCCCCCAGGCCGGGCCCAGCUGAGCAGCUGCUCUGAGCCCCAGGUGUCCCAGUUCAUCCGCAAGCACGUGGCCUCCUGCCUGUUGGUCUCAGACACCAGCACCGAGCUCUCCUACAUCCUGCCCAGUGAAGCCGCCAAGAAGGGGGCCUUCGAGCGUCUCUUCCAGCACUUAGAGCACAGCCUGGACGCGCUACACCUGAGCAGCUUCGGGCUGAUGGACACGACGCUGGAGGAGGUGUUCCUCAAAGUGUCUGAGGAGGACCAGUCCCUGGAGAACAGUGAGGCGGACGUGAAGGAGUCCAGGAAGGAUGUGCUGCCUGGGGCCGAGGGCCCAGUGUGCGGGGAAGAUCAAGCUGGCAACCUGGCCCGGUGCUCAGAGCUGGCCCAGUCACAGGCGUCGCUGCAGUCAGCCUCCUCCGUGGGCUCUGCCCGCGGUGACGAGGGAGCUGGCUACGCCGACGUCUACGGCGAUUACCGCCCCCUUUUUGAUAACCUGCAGGACCCGGAUAAUGUCAGCUUGCAAGAGGCCGAGGCGGAGGUCCUCACACGGGUGGGCCAGGGCAGCCACAAGCUGGAGGGCUGGUGGCUGAAGGUGCGGCAGUUCCAUGGGCUCCUGGUGAAGCGCUUCCACUGUGCGCGCCGCAACUCCAAAGCGCUGUGCUCGCAGAUCCUGCUGCCUGCCUUCUUCGUCUGCGUGGCCAUGACCGUGGCGCUCUCCGUCCCUGAGAUAGGUGACCUGCCGCCACUGGUCCUGUCACCCUCCCAGUACCACAACUACACCCAGCCCCGUGGCAACUUCAUCCCCUAUGCCAAUGAGGAGCGCCGGGAGUACCGACUGCGGCUGUCACCUGACGCCAGCCCCCAGCAGCUGGUGAGCACCUUCCGGCUGCCCUCGGGUGUAGGCGCUACCUGUGUGCUCAAGUCUCCCGCCAAUGGCUCCCUGGGGCCAACGGUGAAUCUGAGCAGUGGAGAGUCCCGCCUGCUGGCCGCCCGGUUCUUUGACGGCAUGUGCCUGGAGUCCUUCACCCAGGGGCUGCCGCUGUCCAACUUCGUGCCGCCCCCACCCUCUCCUGCCCCGUCCGACUCCCCCAUGUCCUCGGACGAGGACCUGCCACAGGCCUGGAACGCCUCUCUGCCACCCACCACCGGGCCAGAGACGUGGACGUCGGCACCGUCUCUGCCACGCCUGGUGCGGGAGCCUGUCCGCUGCACCUGCUCUGCCCAGGGCACGGGCUUCUCCUGCCCCAGCAGUGUGGGCGGACACCCGCCCCAGAUGCGGGUGGUCACAGGUGACAUCCUGAUGGACAUCACCGGCCACAACGUCUCCGAAUACCUACUCUUCACUUCCGACCGCUUCCGGCUGCACCGGUAUGGGGCCCUCACCUUCGGCAAUGUCCUCAAGUCCAUCCCAGCCUCCUUUGGCACCCGGGCCCCACCAAUGGUGCGGAAGAUUGCAGUGCGAAGGGCGGCGCAGGUGCUCUAUAAUAACAAGGGCUAUCACAGCAUGCCCACCUACCUCAACAGCCUGAACAACGCCAUCCUGCGUGCCAACCUGCCCAAGGGCAAGGGCAACCCCGCAGCCUAUGGCAUCACUGUCACCAACCACCCCAUGAAUAAGACAAGCGCCAGCCUCUCUCUGGAUUACCUGCUGCAGGGCACCGACGUUGUCAUAGCCAUCUUCAUCAUCGUGGCCAUGUCCUUCGUGCCGGCCAGCUUUGUGGUCUUCCUGGUCGCUGAAAAGUCUACCAAAGCCAAGCACCUACAGUUUGUCAGUGGCUGCAACCCUGUCACCUACUGGCUGGCCAACUACGUGUGGGACAUGCUUAACUACCUGGUCCCGGCUACGUGCUGUGUCAUCAUCCUGUUUGUUUUUGACCUUCCGGCCUACACAUCACCCACCAACUUUCCAGCUGUGCUCUCCUUGUUCCUACUCUAUGGGUGGUCCAUCACGCCCAUCAUGUACCCAGCUUCCUUCUGGUUUGAGGUCCCCAGCUCGGCCUAUGUGUUCCUCAUCGUUAUCAACCUCUUCAUCGGCAUCACGGCCACCGUGGCCACCUUCCUGCUGCAGCUUUUUGAGCACGACAAGGACCUGAAGGCCGUCAACAGCUACCUAAAAAGCUGCUUCCUCAUCUUCCCCAAUUACAACCUGGGCCACGGGCUCAUGGAGAUGGCCUACAACGAGUACAUCAACGAGUACUAUGCCAAGAUUGGCCAGUUCGACAAGAUGAAGUCUCCGUUUGAGUGGGACAUCGUGACACGAGGGCUGGUGGCCAUGACCGUCGAGGGCGUGGUGGGCUUUCUUCUCACGAUCAUGUGCCAGUACAACUUCCUGCGGCAGCCUCCACGCAUGCCUGUGUCCACCAAGCCUGUGGAGGACGACGUGGAUGUGGCCGCCGAACGGCAGCGGGUGCUUCGUGGAGAUGCAGACAAUGACAUGGUCAAGAUUGAGAACCUGACCAAGGUGUACAAGUCCCGGAAGAUCGGCCGCAUCCUGGCCGUCGACCGCCUGUGCCUGGGCGUGCGGCCCGGGGAGUGCUUUGGCCUCCUGGGCGUCAACGGCGCGGGCAAGACGAGCACCUUCAAGAUGCUGACGGGAGACGAGAGCACCACAGGAGGCGAGGCCUUCGUCAACGGGCACAGCGUGCUGAAGGAGCUGCCCCAGGUGCAGCAGAGCCUCGGCUACUGCCCGCAGUUCGACGCCCUGUUCGACGAGCUCACGGCCCGAGAGCACCUGCAGCUGUACACGCGCCUGCGGGGCAUCCCCUGGAAGGACGAGGCCCGGGUGGUGAAGUGGGCUCUGGAGAAGUUGGAGCUGACCAAGUACGCCGACAAGCCUGCGGGCACCUACAGCGGCGGGAACAAGCGGAAGCUGUCCACGGCCAUCGCGCUCAUCGGGUACCCCGCCUUCAUCUUCCUGGACGAGCCCACCACUGGCAUGGACCCCAAGGCCCGGCGCUUCCUGUGGAACCUCAUCCUGGACCUCAUCAAAACGGGUCGCUCGGUGGUGCUGACGUCGCACAGCAUGGAGGAGUGCGAGGCCCUGUGCACACGGCUGGCCAUCAUGGUGAAUGGGCGUCUGCGCUGUCUGGGCAGCAUCCAGCACCUGAAGAACAGGUUCGGAGACGGCUACAUGAUCACGGUGCGGACCAAGUGCAGCCAGAACGUGAAGGACGUGGUGUGUUUCUUCAACCGGAACUUCCCAGAGGCUGUGCUGAAGGAGCGGCACCACACCAAGGUGCAGUACCAGCUCAAGUCGGAGCAUGUCUCGCUGGCUCAGGUGUUCAGCAAGAUGGAGCAGGUGGUGGGCGUGCUGGGGAUCGAGGACUACUCAGUUAGCCAGACCACCCUGGACAACGUGUUUGUGAACUUUGCCAAGAAGCAGAGUGACAACCUGGAGCAGCAGGAGACCGAGCCUCCCUCGGCCCUGCGGUCGCCCCUGGGCCGCCUGCUGAGCCUGCUGAGGCCCCGGCCAGCCCCCACGGAGCUGCGGGCGCUGGUGACGGACGAACCCGAGGACCUGGAUACAGAGGAUGAGGGCCUCAUCAGCUUCGAGGAGGAGCGGGUCCAGCUCUCCUUCAACACAGACACCCUCUGCUGACAGCUGGCACUGAGUCAGGACAUGCUGGGGACAGAAAUCAGCGGGGGCUGAGGCCCUCCCUCCCCCCGUGCACACCUGCAGGCCCUGGAAGGAACGUGCAGGACCAAGGGGCUCUUCGCCCUCCUCCAGCCCACCGCCCUCCUUGGCCCUGCCCUGUGGUUACUGCGGCUGUCCUCCCCUACUUGUGCCAAAGGCUGGCCCGGCCCUGGGCUGCACACACCCUCACCCUGCUUUGCCUUAAAGCCUUGGGGCCUGGCCCGGCCCAUGUCCUGCCCAGCUCUGCCCACCUUCCCAGGGUGAUAUGGGCUGCCCAGGCGCACCGCCUGACCCCUCUCCUCGGUGCCCCGAGGCUGGUCAGGGCUGGUAUCCUCCACUGGCCUCUUACAUCGAUGGUUGAUGCAAGAGGCUUGUUGUGGUCUGGAGCGGCGGGCGGCAUCAGAAGAAGGGAUUUCCCCAGCCUGCAGCUGGGCUGCUGGGGCCACCCCCAGAAGCCCCGGAUGUGGCGGGGAGGGCUCCUGUGGCCCUGGCAGAGUAGCAGGAGUGGAGAACAGGCCCUACCGGCCAGGUGUGGGGUCCAUCCCCACUCCUCCCCCUCCAGCUGUCUUUGCUCUCCCCUCCAGCUUGGCCCCUGCCCGUCACCCACCUGGGGGCUGGACCUGCACAUAGCGCACAGAUGUUUGUUUUCAAUAAAUAAGCAAAAAAGC
Molecule: messenger RNA, 9227 nt
Organism: Dipodomys ordii (Ord's kangaroo rat)
Lineage: Eukaryota; Metazoa; Chordata; Mammalia; Rodentia; Heteromyidae
Gene: Abca2
Product: ATP-binding cassette, sub-family A (ABC1), member 2
Exons: 54
Coding region: 1-8523 (2840 amino acids)
Biological process (GO): lipid transport; transmembrane transport
Cellular component (GO): membrane; intracellular membrane-bounded organelle
Molecular function (GO): lipid carrier activity; ABC-type transporter activity; ATP binding
Source: RefSeq, a predicted model, not a curated record